Messenger RNA from Lycium ferocissimum, 1741 nucleotides. RefSeq names its product histidine decarboxylase-like. Lineage: Eukaryota; Viridiplantae; Streptophyta; Magnoliopsida; Solanales; Solanaceae. Bases 131 to 1528 code for a protein of 465 amino acids. The record is from RefSeq and is a predicted model, not a curated record. Gene Ontology annotation, biological process: carboxylic acid metabolic process. The transcript is spliced from 6 exons. Gene Ontology annotation, molecular function: carboxy-lyase activity; pyridoxal phosphate binding.
UUGUGGUUGGUGCCCAAACCCACAAUCUUUUGGACCUAUAUAUAAUCCUAGAAUAUUUACAUAAUUAUAUCACACUUAUUUGGUUUCCAUUCCAAGCUAACAAAAAACUUGAAAACCUUUAGCUCCAAGAAUGGGAAGCUUAUCAUUUGAGAAGGAUUUUGAGCCAUCGGCAAUCACUCCCAGAGGAUUGGCACCACCUGGAUUAAUAGCAAAUGGAGAUUUUGGAGAAAUGAAGAGAUUGAAGGUGGAUACAACACCUACUACACCAAGAAAAAACUUGAACCUUUCAGUGACUGAGCCAGGCAAAAAUGAUGGACCAAGCCUAGACUGUACAUUGAUGAAUUAUAUUGAUACACUUACCAAACGUAUCAACUACCAUAUAGGUUAUCCUGUUAACAUAUGCUAUGAGCAUUAUGCAAGCUUAGCCCCACUUUUGCAAUUCCACUUAAAUAAUUGUGGUGAUCCAUUUCUUCAAAACACCGUCGAUUUUCAUUCAAAAGAUUUCGAAGUGGCUGUUCUGAAUUGGUUUGCAGAUUUAUGGAAAAUUGAAAGAGAUCAAUAUUGGGGUUACGUUACAAAUGGUGGUACAGAAGGAAAUCUCCAUGGCAUUUUGGUUGGGAGAGAAUUGCUUCCAGAUGGGAUCUUAUAUGCAUCAAAAGACUCUCAUUACUCAGUUGCCAAAGCAGCAAUGAUGUACAGAAUGGAUAUUGAAAUGAUUAACGCAACUGUAAAUGGAGAAAUGGAUUAUUCAGAUUUGAAUGCAAAAUUACUUCAAAACAAGGGCAAACCAGCAAUAAUUAAUGUUACAAUUGGUACUACCUUCAAAGGAGCUGUUGAUGACCUUGACGUUAUUCUUCAAACACUUAAAGAUUGUGGCUAUACACAAGAUCAAUUUUACAUCCAUUGUGAUGCAGCACUGAAUGGGCUUAUUAUCCCUUUUAUUAAAGAUAUGAUUUCUUUCAAGAAACCAAUUGGAAGUGUCACAAUAUCUGGUCACAAGUUCUUGGGAUGUCCAAUGCCUUGUGGAGUUCAAAUAACAAGGAAAAGUUACAUUAACAACCUCUCAAGAAAAGUUGAAUACAUCGCUUCAGUGGAUGCGACAAUUUCCGGAAGCAGAAAUGGUUUAACUCCAAUCUUCUUGUGGUAUAGUCUAAGUUCCAAAGGUCAAAUCGGAUUUCAGAAAGAUGUGAAGAGAUGCCUUGACAAUGCGAAAUACUUAAAAGACCGUCUUCAACAAGCAGGAAUCAGUGUCAUGCUCAAUGAGCUUAGCAUCAUAGUUGUCCUCGAGAGGCCUCGUGACCAUGAAUUUGUUCGUCGUUGGCAACUAUCUUGUGUGAGAGAUAUGGCACAUGUUAUUGUUAUGCCGGGCAUAACCAGAGAAACUCUAGAUAGUUUCAUCACAGAUUUACUACAACAAAGGAAAAAGUGGUACCAAGAUGGAAAAGUCACACCUCCUUGUGUUGCAGAUGAUAUUGGUGCUCAAAAUUGUGCUUGCUCUUACCACAAAAUUGAUUACGUUAUCGCUUAGAAGGCCAUUAAGGUCUUCUAACAUUAUGUCUUUGCUACACAGUUUGUCUUCAUAGACAUGAUUGACAUGUUGUAACUGUUUAUGACUUCAUUUUUUUAUUCACAUACACAGCAAACUGUAUUCUACAUAUAGUAUUACUACUACAUCACAUAAAUCAAUGCCUUGGGAAAUACAUGGUUUGAUGCAUAUAAUAAUAUUUUGAGAAUAAGUUCU